This is a messenger RNA of Chaetomium strumarium, 1137 nucleotides long. RefSeq lists its product as uncharacterized. The transcript has 3 exons. The coding region runs from base 1 to 1137 and encodes 378 amino acids. The record is from RefSeq and is a predicted model, not a curated record. NCBI's taxonomy places the organism in Eukaryota, Fungi, Ascomycota, Sordariomycetes, Sordariales, Chaetomiaceae.
AUGAAGUUCUCGGUGGCAACAGCAAUGGUAUUGGGCAUGGCGCCCCUGGCGAUGGGAAAGGCUGUCCAUAACCUCUACCCCGGCCGGCGAAGCAUGCACGCGCAGGAAGUGUCAGUCAACAAAGUCAGCACAAACAGCGUCAAGGCGUCCCAGGAACAACUCGCCGAGCUUCAGCGCUUGAUCGGUCUGCAGACGGGCCAAGGGACAACGAUCAACUUCCUCUGGGUCAACCUCGGUGGCGGCGCGGCUACAACCGUCGUUGGUUCCGCCUCGACCGUUACCGUCACGCAGACCGUCGUCGGCGGUGAGGCUACUGCUCCGCCAGCCGUCACCACGGGCGAGGCCGCCACAACGACUGCCGCAGCACCAGCGACCGGGACUACGGUUGUUGCCGGCGGUGCCACGCACAGCGUCACCGUCGGCGGACCCCAGGGCCUAGCAUUCGACCCGCCGCAGCUCUCAGCCAACCCCGGCGACACUGUCAUCUUCACCUUCCUUAGCCAGAACCACACGGCCACGCAGUCCACCUUCGACAAGCCCUGCGAGCCGCUAACUGGAGGCAUGGAUUCCGGUUUCCAGGCCAACCCGAACAACACUAUCAACCCCCCGCCGCAGGUCGCCAUGCAGGUGAUGGUUUCCACUCCGCUCUGGUUCUACUGCCGUCAGAAGGGCCACUGCGGCAAGGGCAUGGUCUUCAGCAUCAACCCGACCGCCGAGAAGACGGCCGCGCAGUUCCAGGCGUUAGCUAUCCAGCAGGCCGGCAGCGGCACCGGGUCAGCCAUCACGGGCGGCGGCAACGCCAAUGCGACUGCCGGUGCCGGUACCGAUGCCAGCGCUAGCGCUAGCGCCAGUGCCAGCCCAAGUGCCAGUGCUGAUGCCGGUAACGUCGGUGGCGAUGCCGCGGCGUCCACUUCUGUGGAGGCUUCCACGCCUGCUGUCACCGAGGGGGCUACCGCCACGAGCGGCGGCAUCGUCACGGGCACCGGCACGAUUGGAGCCAAUGGGGCGUGCGUCUGCGCGGUGCAAUGCAGUGUCGGCGGGUUCCCUAAUGCGCAGAUGCAGGGGAGGGACAGCUUUGGUGGGUGGGGUGGCGCCGUCCCCGUGCCCGCGGUCGAGGCUGCUCGGUUCAGGGCAUAG